ACGCUCUAAGUCAUUUCGACUUGUGCUUUGUGCUCUGUUAUUAGAACGCUUUCGCUAUCGAAUUAUCUAUUUUCUCAGUCAGUAUGGCUGUUUCUGCGGAACUGAAAGAAGAAGCGAAGAAUAAAGUAUUUGAGGGGACUCUCACGAAAUACUCGUUCAAGUCAGAAGCUCUCGGCGGACUCAAAGCGAACUUCAAUCUCUUCCUGCCGGCCAAUGCAUCAGCUUCCGCUAAAGUUCCUCUACUGACCUACCUAGCUGGUUUAACAUGCACAGAGGACAACGGCGCUCAGAAGGGUGGUUUUUUCAAAGAUGCUGCAAGCGAGGGAAUUGCGAUUCUCUUUCCUGAUACUUCUCCGCGUGGGGCAGGUGUCGAGGGAGAGGACGACGACUGGGACUUCGGUACAGGCGCAGGCUUCUACCUCGACGCAACCGCUACCAAAUACGCAAAGAACUACCGAAUGCUAACACACGUCACAAAGGAACUCCCCUCCGUUCUCGAAUCCUCCGGGAUCCCAAUCGAUCUCUCCCGCCAGUCCAUCUUCGGGCAUUCAAUGGGCGGACACGGAGCUUUGACGAUUUACCUCGCUUCUCCACCAGGUACAUACCGCUCCGCAAGCGCCUUCGCACCCAUCUCGAACCCGACGAAAUGUCCGUGGGGUGAGAAGGCGUUCAAGGGAUACCUUGCCGGUGGACUUGAAGAAGCUAGUAAACGCUAUGAUGCGACGGAGCUUAUUCGUGGGGUUAAGGAACCUGUGCAUAUCUUGAUCGACUAUGGAACGGGCGAUAACUUUUACAAGCAGGGUCAACUGCUUCCGGAGAACUUCCUCAAAGCUGCAAGAGAAGCUGGACACGACGAGGUCGAAAUUCGCGUACGCAGUCAGGAAGACUAUGAUCAUAGUUAUUACUUCAUUUCGACAUUCGCGCCAGAUCACGUCCAUUUCCAUGCCAACUUCCUCAAAGCUUAAAUUCCGACUCGGGGGACUAGUGGCAGAUUCAGUACAUGAUCAUAAAGAGCACAUUACAGUGGCAGUAGCAGAGAAAUGU
Molecule: messenger RNA, 1044 nt
Organism: Fomitiporia mediterranea MF3/22
Lineage: Eukaryota; Fungi; Basidiomycota; Agaricomycetes; Hymenochaetales; Hymenochaetaceae
Product: carbohydrate esterase family 1 protein
Exons: 6
Coding region: 84-965 (293 amino acids)
Biological process (GO): formaldehyde catabolic process
Cellular component (GO): cytosol
Molecular function (GO): S-formylglutathione hydrolase activity
Source: RefSeq, a predicted model, not a curated record